GCCUUCCGACAGUUCGUGGUUCGAUUGCGCAAUCUAACUCAUGAAUCGCGACAGAUUGUGCAGUGUCUAUCCUAGUCUGUCCUAGUCAGUGUACCGUGGUCGAACGAUCAGGUGCAGUUGUGCGCAGUUAGCAGUCGACUUCAGACAACUUCAGAUCGGUUUCGUGAGUUCUUAUAUUUUUGUAACGUGAUUAAAAAAGAAAACAGCAAUUUAGGAAGAUGCCUCGACGUGGACGUGCCGCCCCUCCUCCUCCAAGAACCGUCAGACCUGCGCCAGUGACCACGUCCCGGGUGCCAGCCCAUGCCCCGCCGGCGUCGCCUAUGGUGGCUCCCCAGGCCCCUCAGCAGCCGUCUCUCAUGGGACAGAUGGCUGCUACUGCUGGCGGAGUUGCCAUCGGAUCCGCCGUGGGACACACCAUCGGCCAUGCUAUGACCGGACUCUUUAGCGGGAGCGGCGAGGCUGCUCCCGAUACUGCGGUGGCUCCACAAGUUAGCGCCCAAGGCACCUCUGCAGCACCAGCUGCCGGCGCCUGUUCUUGGGAGCUUAAGCAGUUCCUGGAAUGCGCCAACAACCAGUCUGACCUGAGCCUUUGCCAGGGCUUCAACGAGGCACUCCGUCAAUGCAAGAUGGCCAACAAUAUUAUGUAAAUUGAGAUAUGGGGUGCAAUCUAGAAAUGUCUAGGAGAAAUUGAAGUACUCUAUGAUUCUGUAGACCUCUUAAUAAAAAUUUCUGAUUAUUUUUACUGUUGUUACACUAUUCAUAUUGUAAGAUAAAAUAAUACUGGAUCAAUCCAUGUUUUAGGAUACAGUUUUAGGGGACAGCAAUAAAUUAUGUUUGUUUAAA
Molecule: messenger RNA, 843 nt
Organism: Solenopsis invicta (red fire ant)
Lineage: Eukaryota; Metazoa; Arthropoda; Insecta; Hymenoptera; Formicidae
Gene: Chchd2
Product: coiled-coil-helix-coiled-coil-helix domain-containing protein 2
Exons: 3
Coding region: 219-647 (142 amino acids)
Biological process (GO): mitochondrion organization
Cellular component (GO): mitochondrion; nucleus
Source: RefSeq, a predicted model, not a curated record